This is a messenger RNA of Orbicella faveolata, 1115 nucleotides long. Its product is annotated as voltage-dependent L-type calcium channel subunit alpha-1D-like. Gene Ontology annotation, biological process: calcium ion import across plasma membrane; chemical synaptic transmission. Gene Ontology annotation, cellular component: voltage-gated calcium channel complex; membrane. The record is from RefSeq and is a predicted model, not a curated record. Gene Ontology annotation, molecular function: high voltage-gated calcium channel activity. NCBI's taxonomy places the organism in Eukaryota, Metazoa, Cnidaria, Anthozoa, Scleractinia, Merulinidae.
AAUAUGCAAAUUACAUGACCAGACGUUCGGCUUUUCUAUAUUUCUGAAUUAAUGCGCUCUCUUUCGGUGAUUUCUUGUUCAGGAUGAAUUUUGAUGAAUGAAUAAUCUUCCCUGCUCAUUUUCCAUGACGUGCUCUUUUCGUAUAACAGGUGACAAGGAAAACCAAGUCCAAAUGUUUCCAUGGCGGACGAAUCGAAAGAUCCCAUCAAAAACUCAGAAAACAAGCUACGAGCGGCUACUGAGGUUUUCCAGCGCAAAUAUCGCUCAAUGUCCACUUAUGGGGAACAAGUCAUCGAUGAUGCAAACCGUUCGAAGAAAGCGCUUUUCUGUUUACCGGAAGACAACCCUGUAAGAUUCUACUGCAAAAAGAUCGUCGAAUCCAAAAAGUUUGAAUAUUUCAUUUUACUGACUAUCGCCGCAAAUUGUGUCGUUCUAAUGUUGGAAGAGCCACUACCCAAUGGAGAUACAACAGAUCGCAACAAAAAACUGGAAGAAUCUGAAAAGUAUUUUGUUAUCAUUUACUGUAUUGAGGCUGCAACGAAGAUUAUUGCUAAUGGAUUUCUGCUUCAUAAGGAUGCGUACCUGCGAAAUGGCUGGAAUAUCUUGGAUUUUGUGGUGGUUGUCGUUGGGUAAGGUUUUUAUUUAUCUAAGUGACAGUAGAGUUUGCGUACAUUAACAUUCUGUUCCUUCAGCUGUCUUUAUUGUCAAUGCUAUUUGGGCCGGAAAUUUCAUUUGCAGAUGAAUGACUCAUGGGUCGCGGGAAACAGAGCGGCUUGGCAUAAUUCAAGAAAAAAAACCUAACCAAACGAUUUCUGAUUCUAUUACUCUCGCCAUUUUAGAAGAACUCCUGUUGUGCGAAUGACGAUAAAAAAUAAACCAGAAUGAAUUAUCAAAGAGUUUUGUUUAAGAUCAGCUAGGGAUGCUCCAGCAGGUCUUAUUGAAAUUUGCUCUCAUUUCGCCGGCAAUAAAAUCGUCUUCAGAAUAAAUAUUCUAAACAAGCAAAACAUUCGCAGAAUCUGGCGAAUAUUAAGUUCUAUAUAUAUCACACAGCUGUGUUGUUAUGGUAUUAAUCCGACGAGCAAAAGAAAAUUCACGAACCAGGAGCUUUUUUUAAA